Strongylocentrotus purpuratus (purple sea urchin) is the source of this 15843-nucleotide messenger RNA. RefSeq lists its product as uncharacterized. Gene Ontology annotation, cellular component: apical junction complex; plasma membrane. NCBI's taxonomy places the organism in Eukaryota, Metazoa, Echinodermata, Echinoidea, Camarodonta, Strongylocentrotidae. Bases 16 to 11217 code for a protein of 3733 amino acids. The record is from RefSeq and is a predicted model, not a curated record. The transcript is spliced from 4 exons. Gene Ontology annotation, biological process: cell-cell junction organization.
CGAAGGAGCUAUAGCAUGCAUGCUUUAGAGGAGUAUCGCGCAAUACUUGAACAUGAAGACUACCAGGACCUAUGUGCAAACAGUGACGAUGACUUAUUCAAGAAUCUGGGUGGAAAGUCAAUACCGGGGUUAGUCGGAGUUGGUAAACGAGCUCGACUAUGGCCAUUCUUUCUCGAGAGCAUCGUCGAGGAGGUGGAGCCGUUGGCCAGCAGGGAGGCAUCACCGCUCAUCUCAGCACGACCACGACUGCAACCUGCUCAUCAUCAGUAUCAUUCGCCCCCUCAGCAUCCGACGAUUGAUGUCGAUGACCUCGAUAACAUCUCCGUAGCGACGAAGCCGCGUCGCAGCCACAUCAUCACCAACGCGCGCUACUUUGCGAUUUUAGGGAGCAACGGAAGAUACUCCAUCGUGGUAAAGGAACCACCAGGUGUCACCCACAUCUUGCCAGUGACUAAUAACUCGUUCAUUUAUUGUGAUAACAACAAUACAGAAACGCCUGCAAUCGCGUCUGGGAAGCCGUUAUGCUUAACCGCUCCCUCAACAAUAGGCGGUCCCAAUGUGACGGCCGUCAAUAACAAUAACCCCGCACAGUCGUUGAGUUGUACGGGGCAAAGUACACGGACGACAGCGCCUCAUACAAACUGUGUCAAUAGACGAUCCAUACCGAACGUUAUAACAUUUGGGAAUAUCAACGGCCAUGUUUCGCAUGAUUCAAACGAGGAAAGACGAGUGACAACGCCUGACUCGGAUCCAUAUGGAUAUAUUGGAAAUCUUUCUAGCGAUCAGAAGGAGGAGGAUGUUUUAAGUAAAGCGGAUAGUGAUAUUGUUUGUGAGACAAGUUUGGAAAUUAACAGUGCUAGCAGUGCCAGCGAAAUGUCGUCGUUGUUCGGGCCGAAGCCCCAGAAACGGGUGGUCAUUGUUCGCUCAGUUGGGGCGCAGAGAAAACAUGACGAAGCUGAUGCGAGAAGGAGAGACGGUAAGGAUACGAAGAAGAGGAAAAAAGCGGUUAAAAUUGCCGUGAUGGAAGAUGAUCCUAACGCUCCUGUGCCUAAAAGUAUCCUGAAAAACAUGAAAGCAGACAAAAGUAGACAGGGUACAAAAUCACAGGAAUCACUGGAAAGGAUUGAUAAAUUAUUUUACGGUCCCUUUGAAAAAAAUGGUAAUUUUAUGCGUGAUCAUGGAAAUGUUGGUAUGCAACCCAUUUAUGCUAAUGUUGGUCGAGGAGGAACGCUUAGGAGAGGUUAUAGCAAUAACGCUACUGAAGUUGAAGGGAGAUAUCCCUCACCUAUCCAAUAUUCUGAAAUACAACAUAGGAAUGGGAUGGAGGAUGACGAGUCGCAUUAUAAACAUCCAAGGAAAUAUGUUGGGCAAGCUGAUGUGCACCACCAAAGGGGUCAGCUAAAUGGGGGUGGGUUGCACCCACCUCAUUCGCCAGGGAUGCGUCGUGGCCCCUCCCCAGCUGUGUCUCAACAAAGCUUAGCAUCUACGGUGUCAAUACAGGCACCUUCAGUGCAGGGUUUAACACCCGAGGAGCAGCAGCUGAUUUUCAAUCUCCGCCAUGAGAGGAGCGCCCCGCCAGGGGGGCAAGGAGCGGGGCAAGGAGGAGCCCCUCUGGUGUUCCCUCCUGGAAUGAAUGACGCCACAAGUAGACAUUCAAUUUCAUCGACGUCUACGCUGCAUAGUCAGAAUGAAGCACACCCUCGAGUACCGCAUCGUCAAAUUCCUCACCAGAGGCAAAAUCCAAGAGAAGAUCCAAGAGGAAUUCCUCCCUCAACCCUUCCCCGAGGAGGAACUCUUCCUCGGGAAGGAACGAUUCCGCGGGAAAUGAGACAGAAUGUUUUGGCUGCCCCUCAGCAACCCCAAAGGGAUAAUAAACAGAGGCAACAAGACAAACACUUUCAAGGCCACCCACAACAUCCACAACAGGCACCAAGCAGAGGGGUUCCACAGAGUCGUCAGCAGCAACAACACUCUCGGCACCCUCCACACAUACAACAUCCGAAGCAACAUUCAAGAUCAAUGGGUGGUGACAAUGUGCCCCCUCCUUUGCCUGAUCGGGAUCCUAGAGGGGUAAGGAGAAGGGUUCAAAGUCACCCCGAGAAAAAACAUGUGCAACCACAAUUUGAGUCACACUAUGCUGUGGGAGAUGUCAGAGUUCAUCACCCAGGCAGGUCACAACCCCAAGCUGCUCCCCAUCAGCCACAGCAACAGAGGCAGCAACAAACCCAGCACCGUCAACGACAGCAACAACAUCAGCAACAACAUCAGCAACAUCCACAACAUAACCAUCAACAGCAGAAACAUCAACCGAACCGUCACCAACAGCAGCAACAAUAUCCUCACCAACAACAGGAGGUGAAGCAACAUUCUUUACCCCGAAAGACUCAACAAGAUAGGAUGAUCCAGCAGCAACAUCAAAUGCAGCAACAAGUUGCUCCUCUGUCAGGUUCUCACAACCAAGGUGUUCACGAAUCUAAAACAAAUAGUUUGCCAAAUAUGGCCUCUGGUAGGCAAACUCCACCCACUUACCAGUCACAGCAAAGGGAGAAAGAGGUUAUUCCGACACAAAAAGACCUGUUUCAAAAAUUGCUGCAACCGCCAAUUCCAGCAAAACGUACUUCUCUUGGCAUCGACAACAAGUCUGACCAGGACGUUUCAGGUUCCUCCAAAAGCAGUGACAGUGGCUACAAUCCGCCUCCCACCAAAAUGAAAGAAACUUGUUUUUAUUGGGAGCCUGGUGAGGAACUAGAACGUGAACGUGACAUGAAAUUCGUCAGACAGGAAUCAGCGAAAGUAGCCACUGAAGUGAAACAGAAGAAGAUUAAAGGACGGAGAGCUCAGAGGCUAGCAAAUGAAGGGAACAUCCAAUUACAAGGAGCAGAAAACAUACAACCCCAGCCUAAGCCAAAGCCUCGGAAAGGAUUGAAGGAAACUACUCUGGGCGCAGAACCCCAGUCUCAACCGGCAAGGCCAGAGCCUCAGCCCGCCAGACGAGAGCCUGAACCGAUAAGGCAUGAAGAGCAACAUCCAAGAGUCGAAAGAACAACGCCAGGAGUAGACACUUUUCAAAUCACUUCUGCACCACAUGUGAGAAGGCGCAUACAAACCCAGUUAACAGAGGCCUAUGAAGAUCCACAGCAACAGCAGCAGACACAACAAAAUCAACAAAGGCAGCAACAUCAACCUUCACAUGUGUUGCAAGAACAGCAACCAAAUCUUCAACAUCAAGCCCCUAGGGAUGAGAGCCAUAGACCUCCGCCUCAGCAUGCAUACUUCUCUCUGACGGGGAGGGUGAGUGCUAAUAGCUUGGCUGAGCCAUCUGUUAUACUACAGAGUGAUGAUGAUGAUAACUUCUUCCGUGAUUCCGACGAUGAUAAUAGCAUGCUAUCCAUCAUCGCUUUGGAUAAAGAGCCUCGAGUGAGAAGUGGGAGACGAAAGCGUGAUGAAAACACCAAUAUUGUGAUACAUGUAGAUGAUCAGCAAGCUAGGGCGCCGGUUACCAGUAGGGGAUAUAUAACCGGCAAGGAGACGGUUUUCUCUGCAGAACCCGACACCGAACCGAAUGAAACCGAGUCUGAGUCGAGUGAUCCGGAAAUGGAUGAUGACUCUACACGAAGGGGAGCUAACCGAACGCCAUCCUCAGAAGAUGAAGAUGAUGAGCCCUUGCCCCUCGCCCAGCCAUCCUUUCAAAUAAUCCGUUAUCCACCUGCCAUGUCACCAGCAGUGUCUUACACAAGAUCAGACUUGAACCUUUCCGGAAGAGAAGCCGGAAGACAACCCAACGUUAGCGCUGAUGCAUUCACUAAACACUCGCUGCCAGGCAGAGUCUUUUAUCAUUCCAAUACUUGCCGCACUGUUGCACAGUCGAAAUCUGAAUCUGAUCUUUCUUUCAAGAGUGCUCAACCUACUUCAAGCUUUCAACCUGCCCAAAGCUUGCAACCUGCCCAAAGCUUUCAACCUGCCCCAAGGACAGAACUUUCCCCGCCUCCGUUGUCCUCGUCCACGGCACAGACAAGUCGAACCAAAUCCGAAUCGAAUUUGGCUGUCCAAAUCACGUAUGAAGACUUCCCAGCCGAGAUGAUGUCAACGGGGGUUCAAACUCGCCCGAACCACGAUUUCAGCUCUCAAGUUGAUCUUGAUCUUAUCAUGUAUGAAACGUCAUUGGAACCGAAACCUAACUCUAUUUCGAUUCAGACAUCAAAUGAAGAGCUACGUGACCCUAGCCCAUCUGAUGCCGCUGUCGGUUCUCCGCCACCCCAGACAAUGCGAACCGAAAUCCAGACUGUGGAAACCGAAAUUCAAACCAUGCAAACCGAAGCCGAACCUGUAAAAAAAGAAAUUCAAACCAUGGAAAUUGAAAUACAAACCGACGAUCUGACCCAUGAUAUGGAUAUUGAACCGACUUCCGAGCCUCGUAAAGUUGACACAGAAUCUGCGGAAUGCCAGACUGCUGAUUUACCGCGUGAGGUUCAAUCAUUAGAGUUUGGAGGGGUGACGACAAAAUUUGUUGACAUGGGAAUGGCUCGACCAAGGGUUCAUUUUGAUGCUGAACCAGCAGAACCGGAUAACCCUAUAUACGAUUACAGUUCACCAACUUAUGAGAUGAAUGAGGAGAAGGAGUACCAUCAACCUCCUCAUGAAAUACACAAUUAUUCUCCACCAGACCACGAAAUGCAGUCACAGACACAGACACACAAUGCCAGUGAAUCUGCAUCAUAUUCUGACGAGGAUGAACCUGUGGAGGCGCCUAUGGAUAAUAAUGAGUUUCCUCUGCCUCCCGAAGUGAUGCUGAUGCAAGCUAUGCCCGAACCUGUAGAUGUCGUUUAUUACAGAGAAGAUGAUGAACUGCCGGUUUAUCCGACACUCGAAACAAUUCCAGAAGAAUCCGAAGCAGGCUAUUCCAGAGAACAUAGCACAGUUACUGGGACACUGUCAUAUACAAGUGAUGGUGAUGAUUACCAGAGGAGUCUCACCGACCAACAUGAGGACAGCGACGACGACGAUGAUGAUGAAAGCAGCGAAAGUGAUGAUGAAGAUGUUGAAACGGAAAGGACUUUAGAAAAUGAGGAUGAGGAUAAUGAAACCAUACACGUAAUGCCUGCAUAUUCUUCAAUCCAACCCUAUCGAGGAGAUGCGGUGCGUGUGUAUGUCCCAAGUAAUUCAUCAUCUUUCGAAGAUGUGAGCAGUGACAUCACCCUGGAGCCUGAAGAUGGUAGCAAAGCCGGUGUCAGCCCUGCAGUGCAAGUCGUUGAGAUGCCUUACAUUGGGACACCCGUCUAUGAAGCUCAACUCAAAGAUCUCAGCUUUAACUCUCAACAUGAAAAACCAACACCAUCUGUAGGCGACAGACAGUUGUAUAACAAUAGCAUCACACCCACAUCAUCGUACGAAUCAACAUCGACUGGUGCAGAUUGGCCAGGUGGGGAUGGCUUCACAGCGGGUGUCCAAGCGAAGAAGGAAACCCUCAUUGAUGACAGGUUUGAUCCUGAACGUGAAGAAGUAGCACCUGCUCAUAGAACAUUUACAUUAGAAGAUUAUCAUCAUGGCCAGCCAAACGAAUGGAACAAUGGGUUUGAUAGGAGAGGGCCCAGUGACAGCAAAAUGGUCGAGAUUGUUGAACUUGAGCAGGAGCCCAGGAUGUGGGGGCAAUACCCUAGCGACCAUGAGCGAUCUGAGUUUACUAGUGAUGAUGUAAGGAGUAGCGACGAAACCGUCAUCUCUAACAAGCAAUCCAAAGAAACGGACAUCCCUUAUCACUUUGAGAAAGAAUAUUUGCUUGAGCUGCCAUCAACGAGGAAUUACGUUCCUAAAGCUGAUAUUCCAAGUGAAAUGCCUGGAGAAAAUUCUGUACCUCGCGUGCAACCUGAAAUUGUUGAUACCAAGCAAUUCCCUGCUGAUGAUCCAAGUGAAGAGGAAACGAGACAAAAGGAAGAUCCUUUUUAUGAGCUAACAAAAGACGGCUACAUCGAAAGAGAAGAAAAUGAGGUAGAAAGUGAAGAGGAUAAUACUGCUACGGUGGAUGAAAACGCUCCAGUUGUCACAAGGACUGCUGGAGGGGCUUUUGUGAUCGGACUAUGGGGACAUCAAACAAAGCCUGCUCCACCUGUAUACCAACACGAUGAACACGAACAUGAACCCCUGCCAGAACCUGAGUAUAAUGCUGAACCAGAAUCCGGCUUUGAAUCGGAACAGGUGUCAGAACCGGUGUCAUCUGUCGACAACGAACCGGUUAAAGUCGUUGAUUGCCAACCGGUUAGUGAAUCACGCGGGGAAAAUGAAGAUGUUAAUCCUCAAUAUCAGUCAUCUUCUCACAAUGGAUAUGGAUAUGAUCAUCAGCCGCAGCCGUUUAAUCAAGGACAGUCUCAGAAUAUUCAGCAACAAGAGAUACCAUAUUACCAAGACCAGUCCAAAGAUUUUGAGAAACAAGCAAGUGAAGCAGCUCCAUAUCAAGGCCAAUCGCAGAUAAUUCAGCAAAAAGUGACAACAUACUAUCAAGACAAGCCCCAACAUUUCCAGUAUCAAGCAACGCCGUAUCAAGGCCAGUUGCAGAAUAUUCCGCAACAAGAGACACGAUACUAUCAAGACGAGCCCCAAAAGUUUGAGGAUGAAGCAACGCCGUAUUAUCAAGACCCAAACCAAUAUUUUGAGCAACAGGAAACGCCAUAUUACCAAGACCAGUCCAAAGGUUUCGAGCAACGAGCAACGCCAUAUGAUCAGGACCACACCCAAAUUGUUGAGCAUCAUCAAGGCCAACCUAAAAACUUCGAGCAACAAACGACGCCGUUUCCUCGAGACCCCACCCAUAAUUUAGAGCAACAAGCUACGCCAUACAAUCAAAACCAAUCCAAAGAUUUUGGGCAACGGGCAAUGCCAUAUCAUCAAAACCAGUCUCAGAAUUUUGUUCCCGACAAAGAAGGAUCAUCAUACACAUUUGACAAUGAGCCGCUCUUUGAUUGGACGAAACAAGAGUACGCAUCUACGCCAUCUAAAAGCCCUGAAGUGACCCAACAAGGAGAAGUGGUUGCAGAGCGUCUUGAACCGGUGAAGAAAAAUAUCAGUUUGUUUCAGAGUCUUGAAGAUAGGCCAAUCAUCGAUACGAGUAUGCCAAUACAAACACCAGAGCCUAAUCUCGAAGCAAACUUGGACUCUGAACCCAAUAUACAUAUUGAGGAUGAUGUAAGGGAAAACCAAUUCAGCUCGUCUGAGAAUGAAGAUUCUUCUAGUAGUGAGGAGGAAAGUGACGAGGAUGAGGAUGAUGAUGAUGAUGACAACGAUGACGACGAUGAGGAGGAGGACGAAGAUGAAACUAAAGUCGUGUCUCCAUUGAAGAGGGAGCAGAGCUUUGUUAAGAAAGCUAAGAUUGUCCAAAGCGAUGACGAACUCUUGGACGAUGUCGGCGAGAAUGAUAGACAUGAAGCGGCGUCGCCACCAUCGUCAUCUUCGGGACGCGAUCCCUCUCCCGAUCCUAUUGAUUUCAUGAAUUCUUACCAACAGUUUGUGACCCAAAGGUCCAAGAGUGGCGAGGUCUCACCAGCCAAACCAAAAUUGCAAAAACCUUCAGGUAGAGCUGGUCCCCCGCCUGUGCCACCUAAACCAAGCUCAUGGAAGUAUUCAUCAAGUAUUUCAUCACGUGAUGCGAAUACCCAGCCGAUGCAUUCGUCACCCUCUGAUGCUAAAAUACCUAGCUCCACCACUUCAGCUUCUACUACGCAUGCUCCGUCUCCAAGUGACGCUGUUCCGAAGCUAAUCGUCAGCGAACCUUGCCCGCCUGAUAAUGACGCUGUCAAACAAGGGCAGAAUCAACAUGCGAGAGAUAAGCCUUUGUCUGGAAAGGAGGCUAGUGAGAAAACUCCAGUCGAUUUGGGCGCUCGAGAUCGCCGAUGGUCGGCCGGGGAUACCGACGACGUGUUUAUGGAAACCUCGCUGGCAGACUGGAGAUCAGAAAGAGUACUUGUCGUCACCGAGACUGAGCGGACCGAGGAAAUAAUCAGUGAGCGAACUAUUCGACCGAAACAAAGAGAUGAUCAGUUUGCAAAACAACCCGACAAAAAGGACUUGCCUCCCAAGGUAUUCAUUGAAGAGAAAAAUAAACAAGAGUCAGUUUGCACAGCAGAACAACCGAUUUCAGUAAAAAGAGCCCCCCGUUUAGCUCCUAUUCCUAAUUUGCGGCUUUCUGUGAGUGCCAAGGACAAUCUUGAUGUCAUUGCGGAUAUUAUAGCAGGCAGAUCUAGUGAUAAUUCGAAUAAACAACCAACUUCUCAAGUGGAGUCGGGUGACGAGUAUGCAGCCGGAAAUACAAAGGAUCAUAAAGUUAUACAACCAUGGGAGGAAGCUACAAAUAGAAGUCCUGAUCCGAGACAUUCUACAUCAGCUCAUGAUUCUGAUACCGACAGUAUUACAACUGAGCUCACUGUACCGUUUGAGGUAGCAAGACGAAAGGGUAAACGCUCUCUUACUCCGGGACCAAAUCUCGAGUACGAUGCGGAUGCUACUCAGUCUGACUGGCGAGAAAGCUCGGGUGGUGUGAUUGCGAAGCAACUCGCUCGUAUGAGGGAAACUCUGAAGCGCAUGGAACUGCCCACUUGGUAUCGAAAAUCAUCGCAUUUCAAGCAGAUUAUGAGCGGAGAUAUUCGAAGUCUCCCCGCGUAUCGUAAUCACAAACCCCGUCAGAUUAUGAGUGGACCUCCUACUCCAACUGGACAUCGUUUCUUUGCUCAACCCACGAGCUCGACAAGGAUGUCGUUCACGCGAGAGGCCCGACUUCGGACUGGGUUUUCUCCGGCACCCAGUGUCUCCCCAUCCGUCCCAGUGCAUUCAUCCUGGUCAUUUUCUGAAUUGCCCAUCGAUUCAACGGAGCCGACGCCAGGAUUCCAGCCGAUUACGUCGUCUUUUAGUGCCCCCCUCCGACAUGACUUGUCUUUCAGCAUCGGUGACGAAAUUCAUAAAGAUGUGAGGACUAGUGAGUUUGCCCUGCCAAUGAACCCAGCCCUUUAUAGGCGAGCUUCUCCUGAUGAAGAUAUUCAUUCCGCGGAGGACUUGGUUGGAGGGAACCAGGAGGAGUACAUUCUCCCAGUUCAUGGUGAUAGAGAAGAAGCAAAAAGAGAGAGGAGUAGAUCGGUGGGUGAUGAGGAAGAUCCUUAUGAGUAUGCAGUGCAAAAGGAUGAGCGAAUCGGUGGAUCGGCUAUGUUUUACAUCUCAGCAGUGAGCACCCAACAACAAGAGGCGUGUGUGUCCCCACCGCUUCCAUCUCCACCACCACCACCACCACCACCACCGCCACAAGAAUACUACAGUUCAGCCACCUCAAGCUCGCCCCUUCCACCACCUCCCCCACCAGAAGGAUACUACAACAGCCGGGACAGCUCUCCCCUUCCACCCCCUCCACCACCUGAAGUUAACAUAAGAGAUAACUCCUCACACCCAGCUACUUCUUCAAGUUCAGCUAGUUCCCCUAUUGACUACCAUCACCAAAGAGAAGUCGACAUUGACCACUCCCGUCGUCAACCAUAUGAGUACUCUGGUUACCAUGGAGACGAUGAAGCUACAUUACCCAGAAAUAUGAACACUGACACUUACUAUAAUAAUAAUAAUGGCAAUAACAAUAAUGAAUGGAACCAAGCGUCGCAGUAUUCAAGUCGAGAUAUACCCCUCUUGCACUCGCCAACGAAUCAUGAUCAACGAUAUUUCGCUGGAUCUUCAUCGCCCUCGACGAUGAUCAGGAGUUCGAAUCCCCAAAUCACCGCCUCACUCGUCAACCAACCCCAUAUCACCGUCACCGACACCAGCGCUGACCAAUACGAUGUCACCGUCAGCGCUUCAUGGGAUCAACGUGCGAUGUCGUCGAGUUUCCAAAACCUGGACGACGCCCGAUACGCCGGCGGCGUCCAACCCCCUUCCGUGACCAUGGAAGAGAUAGUGGAUAGUCUGCUAGGCCUAUCCACCAGUCGUUCUCCCAGUAAUUCAUUCACGGAGUAUUCCUCCUACAUGGACGCCUCUUCGAUGUCGAUGACGACCACGUCGGACCAGUCGGUGAGUGAGAGCGACAGCUCGCUGGAGACGGUGAUCUCGCAGGACGACGUCGAGGCGAGGGAAAGGAAGGUGGCGAGUCAGAGGGUGACGUCAGGAGGGAAGAGGAUACUGAAGUCCAUCGUGAUCAAUGAUGGACAGGAUGACGAGGCGAGGAAUAUAACCAGGAGUCGAGGAGGACUAUCAGACAUAUCGGAAGAGGUAAUUAUGGUGAAGUGCAGCUACAAGAGAUGCAGCAAGAUCAGGGAGCUUCGGGAAGCCCGGAAGACCUACAAGACCUGCCACAACUGCUACACCUACUACUGUUCACGGGACUGCCGCAAGGCCCACUGGGGUCGCCACAAGAAGAAGUGCCUGUACGGACGCGUCAACAGUCUCUGCAAACAUGUCAUUUACCACAGUCGGUACAAUGAGACCUUACAGGAAGGGUUGUCCAAGAUCGCCAGGAAUGGCUACUUUGCUCACGGGAGAGGCGCGGUGCUGCUCGCUUUCUCGAGUGUGGAAGAGGCGUAUAGGUACAUCACCAAAGGCCUUGACCAGUUGAGCACAGCGCCUGUUUUUCUGUCAGCUCGGGAGGUAGAAGAAUGCGGGGAAGGUCGAUUCAACUCUCUCCAGCAGACCUGCUACCAAUACGACCCAGAGGUCAAGUUUGUUCUUAACGUGUCCAUUGUGGCCAGCCAGGACUCGCCCACAAAGCCGUUGCCAAGGAGACCGGACCUCAUCCUCCGAAAAUGUGCCAAAGUUCGCCUGUACGAGGGAAUCGGGCGAGGGGUCAGCGGCCCCGGAGUUGAUCGCGAGACGCUGAUCUUGACUGCCCCACCCGGUGUGACGUCGGAAGGGGGACUGGACAUGAAGGCUAGGCAGGUGUGCUUCGUGCAUAUUCAACGUCAGUUACGCCAACGCGGGGUUAGUCUCCGACACCAGUUCCCAGUCGUUUAUGAAAAAUUGUGCCGUUGGGUGGAGCAGAACCAGCAUAUCACGCCUGUGACCAUCUACCCGCGCGACGGGAAUACUGGAAAGACCUUCAUGUGCCUCAUCGUCCCCGACACCGAUCAGGACACCAUCGAAUGGGUCCAGAACCCAGAGAUCCUCGAGACCAUGGACUCCGUCGAGACCGUCGACCUCGAUGCCGAGAUGGAGAAGGUUGAGAGAGCCGUGAGCAAUGUCGCGUUAUUGCAGAUGACCGUGUGAACACAUCCGUUUUAGUUUUCGAGAACUGAACUAUUUUGAAGAAAAACAGUGGCGUCUGAAAUGACUUAUCAUUGAGCAUUAUGGUGGCUAUUCUAGCUUAAAAUCAGUAUACCUCAAACCCGAAGUAUUCUACCAAAGAAAGAAGAAAGAAAUGCGUCCAAACUCCAAAUGAUAGUGCGGACACGUUUGACCGAGUUUAGAGAGGACAACAGUGUAGUGGUCCUCUCUAAUACAGUACUGUGGAGAAGUUUACAAAAUGGAUAAAGCACUUUCAAAUUCCAAUGAACUUGUAAGGAGCAGUAUGAAGCAGUGAUAAUACAUUGAUUGUGGAAUUUUAUUGUUCUUGAAAUUGGAUCAAAUCAUAAUGCACAAUUUUGGACAAUGUUAUCGCUGAUGAUAUGUGCAAGCUGUUGCGAUACGUUAUCUUCUGGUGAACUCUUACGAGACUAACAAAUAUGAAAUGAUCUUGCUGUAUCUCUUGAAGUCUGAAGCUCGACCGAACAAAGAAAAGAAGACAGUUUUUUAUUUGUGUUUUUAUAAUUGUAUGUGUUUUGAAGGACCUAUCAACAGAAUUCUUUCACCGAUACCGCUUGUGUUUUUCCCGUCUUUCACUUAAAAUAUGGUACUGUACAGACAAAUCUGCACGUAAAAGGAUUGUAAAUAUUUCUUCGCAGUCAAACCAUUGCCAAGUCGUUAUCCUUUGAUUUUAUUCAUUUGUGGAGUCUUGAGGAAUUCGCAGUAUUUUGUGCAAGUUUGACAAUUUCUUCGUACCUAGAAGAACUUCGUCACCAUGCAUCUUCGGUAUGGACCGUUCUCUGCUAUGCCUUCAGUGAGUACUGUGCCUGUAUGAUCUUUUGUUAUUUGAAAAAAGAAGGAUUUUUUUGUUAUAUUGAUAACAGCAGUUAUCUCUUUUAACUUGUAUGCUCAUCUAAAGUGUGAAGUUUAAUAAUUAUCUUGGAUGAACCAGCUGAAAUGGGAAGACAUUUCUAUGUGUGGAAUCUACUUUGACGACCCGGAAAAUUAAUGUCGGCAAUAUGCCGUCUGAAAUGUCAAACCUAGCCCGAAGGAUCCCAUGGCAUUCAUGCAUCGCAAGGAUCAUUUGUUUUGGGUGUGCACGAACCGUGAAUGAAACGUGAAAGAAAUAUUAAUAUCGCUUUCUUCAGCUCUAAAUACAACAUUACCACAUCAUGUCCUUGCUUUGGACCAUUACGUUAUGUUUUUUUGCAGUGAUUUAUUUGCCAAUGUAGUAAAAGCGAGGCAUCGUAGUAAUUGUGAUUGUUCCAUUGCGCAGUUCGUAAUUGGACUAUAAUCGAAACUUCAGGAACAGACGACAAAUAUUCUUUAAUCGCGAACAUAAAUUAUGAACUAAUGAAAAUGGCAUCGUUCUUUAUAAACUCAACCAUUCUGAUGUGUAGCUAUGGACGUAUACGCAGUGAAAGAGGAAUUACUUUGCUUCGAAAGGAAUAUUUUUCUUCACAUCGCAAUCUCUUUACGACUGUGUCUGCAAAAUAACCAUGACAUUUCAUUACAAACGCGGGAUCAAAGUUUUCAUCUUACGACAGUUAAACCCCCAUUCAAGAAAAUAAUUGACAUACGUCGGACCGUAUUACACUUGGAUCACUUUGAAUGAGGUAUUUAGAAAGAAAUUAUUUUCCCACGCUUCAUAAAAAGAGCGGACAACAAAUAUUUCUAUACCAAGAAGUCAACAAAAUAGCGAGUUCAUGACACAGUUUCUUGCCCAUUCUGUAUUUCACACACAUCACAAAAGGAAUUUAGAGAAAUCUUCACUGAACACGGUUCCUUUAAAUCUGCCCGUAACCCGCCAUUGUGACUGUGCAUUCGAAUCGGUACUUAUUCUUGUUUGCAUGAAUAACUGUACUUUGGAUCCAUACAGUGUCGCACAACAGACAGAAUGGUCUCUCUUUUUUUCGUGUUGUAUUAUCGCUCGCUUUGUCAGGCAACUUGUCUGCCAACCGUCGCACACAGAAGUGUCCUACUUGAAGAGAAGUCAUGCUGAUCACGUGGUGAUGAUAAGCUACUUGUAAAAGAAACCCAUUUUAUCUAUGGAUGGAUAAAACUCCUGUUCACGGAGUCUACAGGACACCAACGGUAAUGGUGUCUGCAAAUUAUCACGCCAAAGAAAAUUUUCAUGUAAAUUAGAAGUGUUCCCGUUUCACACCUUUACCCGAAGUAACAUUUUACCAUACGGAAUAAAAUGAAAAUAACCCUAUCAAUACUGCACAUAGUGAAAAAUUGUACUUGGCUUAUGACUUCACGCGAAUAGAUGUUGUAUACACAUGGAAAUUGCCUACAUUCUGGAAUAUCGGGCACAUGAACUCUUAACAUAAAUUGGAAAUCAUGAAGUAAUAAUACUGGUUGGAUGUGACAGUUGCGCUAGUAGCCCAUAAGUUUGGACUCUUCCUCGAUGAUUCGGAUUCAUAUUCAACUUGUUAAAAAACCUCCUAAGCAAUGAUAUAUCAACACGCUUCAUUCUACGAAAAGACAUUCACAUCACGCAAUGGACACAAAUCGCGUCCCGUUUAUCAUCAUGGACUUCUUGUUUUCCUCUACGGACCGUACGUGCACUGUAACUAAACGCCAUUUGACAAGGAGUAACAUUGCAUGUCUGUCCAUUCCUACUGCGGGUCUUCAUCAGCGCACAGCAUGUGACCGUGUGCAUCUUGUCACACCCACGGCUUCUCCUGCUGAUACGAGAUCAUGAUGCUGCCUAGCCGUUGUCAUGGUGACCGACAUCUUCAUCCAUGCAGAUUUCAGAUGAGAUGCUGAUGAUGGGAUGCUGCUGUCCGUUGCUCCGAUGGAUGCAUUGAGGGGCGUGGGUGUUCAGGACAUUCGUCACAAGAUUUCCUCGUGUUCAUGCUCAAUCUACUUGCCCAUGACAUCAGCUCGAAACGGGGAAAGCAAGGAUCAUCAUCAUCUCCUUCAAUUCAAGCAGCCAAGAUUUUAACGACGCCAUUUUGUAAAUUUCUGAUCAACGUAUAUGAAUGGCUCUAACCAUACACACAAAGAGCUUAUAACUGGUAUGAAAAUUAUACGAAUACGCAGGGGAUAUGCUUUUAUCCAUUCAUUAUCUAUCCUUAGUUAUUCAUCGGGUUCUAACGUCGUGGUCGGUAUUGCCAGGCACAGGCGUCGCCGCUCUACUAAGCCAGCGACCCCGGCAACGUACAAUCUCAGAUUUUAAAGAAAAUGUUGAGUUCUGGAAAAAAGUGAUAUAUCAUUUCUGAGCUUUCUCUUUCAUUUGAUGUCAGUUUGGAAGAAUAUCAUUGGAGAAAUGCCUCCUGAAAAGGAUUACUCUUCAAAUCCCUUCAUGAUUAUUUGAAAUAUAGCAAGAAAAAGCUGAAAAUUGUGUAACAAAAUGUCUGUGUGUAGUCCCAUAUACACUUUUCUGUGUGCAUUACUUGUGACCUUCAGCAUGACCGAGUCGAUUUAUUCUUAUUUUGUUGAUUAAACAACCUCACACUGUAUACCAACUAUUAUGUGAUACAGAAUCAACCUCUUCACAGCGUUGCUUCCGCAUACUUUCCCUCACAAUGCAAUCGCAUGACCAUAACUCAACGUUUUCUUUAAAGCAGAAGAGAGAGACGUCGAGCGUCAAAGCUAGUUGUUGUCAUGGUAACAUGCAUCUUUAUGCGUCCCUUAACCUCGCUCGAGAAGAUUUCCCGCACAGUGGAGUUGACGAAACCACGAAUAGAGUGCAUGAAUUAUGAGUGAAGUAGAGAACGAACGCGGUCAUCAUGUAGUGGGUUCUUGGAUGCACAUUUAAGAUAACCAUCGAAUAGGUUCGCAUUACGUUGUAUUUUAAUUAUCAUGGGCUAUGCAUCGUGCAUGGUACCUUUCCCAAUACACUUUUCAGGUAAACAUCUAAAUUGUGUUCUAAGCUCUUUGAGCCAUUGAGUAAUGCAGACCAUUAGCAGAUCCUGGAUGCUCUGAUAUGGCCAACUAUACAAUCAUUAUCUUGCUAGCACAAAGAAACAUAAAAGAUAAUCAUUUUGGUGGGGGGGGGGGGGGGGGUGAUCAUACAUGCCCCCUCCCCCCCCCCCUUUCGAUCAUACUCUGACAUGACUUAAAAUCAUUAUCAAAGAGAAUCAUCAACGUAUCAGCUUCCGAACACCCGGCGAGCCCUGUGUGAUGGUAAUCUCAUGAGAUUCGCAUCUCAGAUUAAUGAUAUGAUAUCGAUGUAUAUUAAUUUCAAAGCAUAUUUUGAUAACAUAAUUAUGACGGCGAUAUUGCCUACAAUCUUUAUGAUCUUCCCAGGGGGUUCAUGUCGUACGUUGAGCACAUGAAUAUUCCAUUAAAAAAGCUUACUGACGCUUGCUAUUGACUACAUUGAAUAAUUUGUGAGUUCAUGAUGAUUUUCGGCUAGGGAGUGCCUUGGAUUCAAAGGUGAAUUAAUCAUUUGUAGAUUGAAAUUGGUUUUGCUCACGCAUACAGUUUCUGCAUGAGGUAAUUAGGAGAUAACAUGGUACCGGUGAUCAAAAGUGUGAUGUUUAUAUGAGUUAUUUCGUGUCAUUCAUAAUCAUAAAGAGACAAAAACUGAACGACGAAUUGAUCAUUUUGCAUAAGGGCACAUUUGGGUCUAAUUAAUCUACCAUCGAAUUAGAAGAAAAA